AUGUGUAUGUGCCUCUGCCGUCGACGAGCGCUGAUCCUCAUCUAUUUCUAUCCACUGAGCGUGGUGCUUGUUACAACAACAGCAGCAGCAGCAGCAGGAGGAGGCAGUAGCAGCAGUACGACGGAUCGCUCGUCGUCGUUUGCUCUGCGGCAGCGGCGGAAUUCUGGUGGAUUGAUUAAUGUGCUGCUGCAUUCAAUGGAUCGAAUUCUGUCUGCGACAUCAAAUCGAUCAAUAUCUCUUAUUGAAUGUGCAAAUGCAAUAGCUCAAUGGUGGAACGCUGCCAUCUGGUCGUCAGUGCAGGCAUCUGACUCAUUCGUGAACUCCCUCAAUAUCAGAGAAGUCCAAAUGCAUGGCUUAUCCGAAUGGGCUCACCUACCGGUUCUUUCCAAGCUGUCUAUUGGCUAG
Molecule: messenger RNA, 405 nt
Organism: Haemonchus placei
Lineage: Eukaryota; Metazoa; Nematoda; Chromadorea; Rhabditida; Trichostrongylidae
Source: the annotation of a GenBank genome assembly